Messenger RNA from Apodemus sylvaticus (European woodmouse), 2319 nucleotides. RefSeq names its product anoctamin 9 (gene Ano9). Gene Ontology annotation, biological process: chloride transmembrane transport. Gene Ontology annotation, molecular function: chloride channel activity. The record is from RefSeq and is a predicted model, not a curated record. Bases 66 to 2282 code for a protein of 738 amino acids. The transcript has 23 exons. NCBI's taxonomy places the organism in Eukaryota, Metazoa, Chordata, Mammalia, Rodentia, Muridae. Gene Ontology annotation, cellular component: plasma membrane.
CCACUCUCAUAUGUGCCAGUGCCAGCAUCCAGAGCCCCACGUUGACUGAGGGAGCAGCCACCAGCAUGCAGGGUGAUGAGAGCCUCCAGAUCUUGGUGGGGUCAGAAGGGGACCACUUGCCAUUGAUGGAAAUGGGUAGUUGUAAGCCCGAGGCCUCUGAUCAAUGGGACUGUGUCCUGGUAGCUGAUCUCCAGACCCAGAAAAUUCAGAAGCAUGUUGAGAGGCAACGGCAGUUCCUAAAAAGUCUCGAGAGAAACGGCUUCCACUUUAAGGUGAUAAAGGACCAGAAGAAGGUGUUCUUUGGGAUCCGAGCUGACAGUAGCGUCAUCAACAAGUACCGGACUCUCCUCAUGAAGCCCGAAGAUCUUAGCUCCAGAGGCAAGAAGAGCUUCAACACAGCUACCACAAGAAUCCGAAUUGUGAGCUUUGUCGUGAACAGCAGGCUGAAACCCGGUGACACCUUUGAGAAUCUGGUGAAGGAUGGAGUCUUUGAGACCAUGUUUCUUUUGCACAAGGGGGAAAAAGACCUGAAGAGAACAUGGGCUCGGUGGAGAAACAUGUUCCAGUCACAGCCAAUUGAUAAAAUCAGGGACUACUUUGGCGAGAAGGUGGCUCUGUACUUCACCUGGCUUGGCUGGUACACCUACAUGCUGGUGCCUGCUGCUGUGGUGGGCCUCAUCAUCUUUCUGAGUGGCUUUGCCCUGUUUGAGUCCAGCCAGAUCAGCAAAGAGAUCUGUGAUGCUGAUGACAUCUUCAUGUGUCCUCUUGGCGACCACAGUCGCAGAUACCAGCGUCUCUCCGAGAUGUGCACUUUUGCAAAGCUCACUCAUCUCUUUGACAACGACGGCACUGUGCUAUUUGCCAUCUUCAUGGCUCUGUGGGCUACCGUCUUCCUGGAGAUCUGGAAGCGAAAGCGUGCUCAGGAGGUCCAGAGCUGGGACCUGUACGAAUGGGAUGAAGAAGAGGAGGAGAUAGCCCUUGAGCUCAUCAACUCUUCACAGUAUGAGCUGAAAAGCCACCUCCAUUCCUACCUGAACAGCACCAUCAUCCUGAUCAUGUCCCUGAUCAUGAUCUGUUUCAUAAUUGGCAUGGCUCAUGUGCUGGUUGUCUACCGUGUGCUGGCUGGUGCUCUCUUCAGCAGCUUCCUGGAGCAGCAGGUGACCACCGCUGUGGUGGUGACUGGGGCAGUGGUACAUUAUAUAAUCAUUGUCAUCAUGACAAAGGUCAACAAAUGGGCAGCCCUGAAGCUUUGUAAAUUUGAGGAACCCAGGACCUUUUCAGAGCAAGAAAGCAAGUUCACUGUCAAGUUUUUCAUCCUGCAGUUCUUCACCCACUUCUCCUCUCUCAUCUACAUUGCCUUCAUCCUGGGCAGGAUCAACGGUCACCCUGGGAAAUCCACGCGCCUGGCUGGCCUGUGGAAGCUAGAGGAGUGUCAUCUCAGUGGCUGCAUGACAGAUCUGUUCAUUCAGAUGGCCAUCAUCAUGGGCCUGAAGCAAACUCUGAGCAACUGCGUUGAGUACCUGAGCCCGUUGUUGGCCCAUAAGUACCGCUUAUUUCGGGCUUAUGAACACGGUCACACGUCCGACCCAGAUCUGAAGGAGUGGCAGCGUAACUACCGCCUGAAUCCAGUCAACAGAUUCAGCCUGUUUAAUGAAUUCAUGGAGAUGAUGAUCCAGUAUGGCUUCACCACCAUCUUUGUGGCUGCCUUCCCGCUUGCACCCCUGUUGGCCCUCUUCAGCAACCUUGUGGAGAUCCGCCUGGAUGCCAUCAAGAUGGUCAGACUACAGCAGCGCCUGGUUCCUCGAAAGGCUAAGGACAUAGGGACCUGGCUGCAGGUGCUGGAGACCAUUGGGGUGCUGGCAGUCAUUGCCAAUGGAAUGGUCAUUGCCUUCACCUCUGAGUUCAUCCCCAGAGUAGUCUACAAGUACCACUAUGGCCCGUGCCGAACGAAUCAGACCUUCACAGAUGACUGCCUCAAGAACUAUGUCAACCAUAGCUUGUCUGUCUUCUACACCAAAGACUUCAAGGACCAUGGCAAGAUGGAAGGCCAAGAAAACGUGACCGUGUGCAGGUACCGGGACUACCGAAAUGAUAGCGAUUACAACUUCUCUGAGCAGUUCUGGUUCAUUUUGGCCAUCCGGCUGGCCUUUGUCAUCCUCUUUGAGCACUUUGCCCUGUGCAUCAAGCUCAUUGCUGCGUGGUUCGUGCCUGACGUGCCCAAGUCAGUGAAGAAUGAGGUCCUGGAGGAGAAGUAUAACAGGAUUCGCGAUAGAAUGUGGUAGGGAUGCAGAGGCUCACCUGGCUGGGGCGGGUCUGUGC